Molecule: messenger RNA, 582 nt
Organism: Mangifera indica (mango)
Lineage: Eukaryota; Viridiplantae; Streptophyta; Magnoliopsida; Sapindales; Anacardiaceae
Exons: 1
Coding region: 1-582 (193 amino acids)
Biological process (GO): negative regulation of catalytic activity
Molecular function (GO): pectinesterase inhibitor activity
Source: RefSeq, a predicted model, not a curated record
AUGGCUAUAGUUUUCAAUCUCCAUUGUUAUCUUCUUCUUCUUCUUCUUCUUACUCUUUCUUCAACCUUCUUUCUCCACCCUCACAAUCUGGCCUCCGCCAACUACUCAUUAAUCGAUCAACAAUGUCGGCAAACAGACGCCCCGGAAACAUGCAUUGGGUGCAUAAUGUCCCACCCAGAAGCUGCCGAGAAAGCUGAUAAACCUGAAGAUAUCGCCGCCAUUCUCUUGACUUGUCUGAGUGACGGUGCCGAGAUUUUGAAAAGCAAUUUUUCAAUGCUGGCUUCUUCAGUGUCAAAAGACGAUAUUUUUAAGGGCGUUUGCGAGAUUUGCAGCAAGGGUUACGGCGAAGCAGAGACGAGACUCUCGUCGGCAGCCGAUGCACUGAAGAAGAGCGACUAUGAUGAGGCUAAUCACAUGCUGGCCACGGCUCUUACUAGCAGUGAAAUGAUUUCUUGUAGGUUGAACAUUGAGAGCUAUAAAUCGGAAGUUCCUAAGAUUCUUUAUCUAAUGAGGAUCUAUGAAGAGCUCACUGGUGCAGCCAUGUCUGUCAUUGAUCGACUCCCUUAUGGGGAAAAACCCUGA